This is a messenger RNA of Cavia porcellus (domestic guinea pig), 2664 nucleotides long. RefSeq names its product histamine receptor H3 (gene Hrh3). Gene Ontology annotation, biological process: chemical synaptic transmission; negative regulation of serotonin secretion; regulation of norepinephrine secretion. NCBI's taxonomy places the organism in Eukaryota, Metazoa, Chordata, Mammalia, Rodentia, Caviidae. Gene Ontology annotation, cellular component: dendrite; synapse; plasma membrane. Gene Ontology annotation, molecular function: G protein-coupled acetylcholine receptor activity; G protein-coupled serotonin receptor activity; histamine receptor activity. The record is from RefSeq and is a predicted model, not a curated record. The transcript is spliced from 3 exons. The coding region runs from base 794 to 1663 and encodes 289 amino acids.
CGGGGGGCGGCGGGCUGGGCUUGGGCGCACUCCGUGGCGCGCUGCGCUCCGGGUGCACGGACGAGCCGGCCGUGGCCGGGACUCCGACUCCGCUUCAGCUUCUCUGCUCUGCAGCGGUCUCGCCUCCCGCCCUGUUCGUCUCGGAUUCCGACCCCAGCCUCCUGGCUCCGACCCCUGCCCCGCGGACCAUGCACGGGGCGCCCCCCGGAAAACCGGGCUGGGCCGAUUGCCGGCAAAGACGAGGUUCCCGGGCCGGGGCUCCACCCGGACGCCCAGCUUGCAGCCGGCGCCCUGUUCCGCGCCCCGGCGCCGCGUGAGCCUGCGGGGCCAUGGAGCGCGCGCCGCCCGACGGGCUGGUGAACGCGUCGGGGGCGCUGGCGGGAGAGGCGGCGGCGGCUGCGGGCGGGGCGCGCAGCUUCUCCGCCGCCUGGACCGCGGUGCUGGCCGCGCUCAUGGCGCUGCUCAUCGUGGCCACGGUGCUAGGCAACGCGCUGGUCAUGCUCGCCUUCGUGGCCGACUCGAGCCUCCGCACCCAGAACAACUUCUUUCUGCUCAACCUCGCCAUCUCCGACUUCCUCGGGCCUUCUGCAUCCCACUGUAUGUGCCCUAUGUGCUGACUGGCCGCUGGACCUUCGGCCGGGGCCUCUGCAAGCUGUGGCUGGUGGUGGACUACCUGCUGUGCACCUCUUCGGUCUUCAAUAUUGUGCUUAUCAGCUAUGACCGCUUCCUGUCUGUCACCAGAGCGGUGUCCUACCGGGCCCAGCAGGGCGACACGCGGCGGGCGGUGCGGAAGAUGGUGCUGGUGUGGGUGCUGGCCUUCCUGCUGUACGGGCCCGCCAUCCUGAGCUGGGAGUACCUGUCCGGGGGCAGCUCUAUCCCCGAAGGCCACUGCUAUGCUGAGUUCUUCUACAACUGGUACUUCCUCAUCACAGCCUCCACCCUGGAGUUCUUCACGCCCUUCCUCAGCGUCACGUUCUUCAAUCUCAGCAUCUACCUGAACAUCCAGCGGCGCACCCGCCUUCGCCUAGACGGAGGAGCCCGUGAGGCUGGCCCAGACCCCCUGCCAGAGGCCCAGUCCUCCCCGCCCCAACCACCCCCCGGCUGCUGGGGCUGCUGGCCGAAAGGGCAAGGGGAGUCCAUGCCACUGCACAGGUACGGGGUGGGCGAGGCCGGCCCUGGCGCUGAGGCUGGAGAGGCAGCCCUCGGGGGUGGCAGCGGCGCGGCAGCCUCACCUACCUCCAGCUCCGGCAGCUCCUCGAGGGGCACGGAGAGGCCACGCUCCCUCAAGAGGGGCUCCAAGCCCUCCGCAUCCUCGGCAUCUCUGGAGAAGCGCAUGAAGAUGGUUUCCCAGAGCAUCACUCAGCGCUUCCGCCUGUCACGGGACAAGAAGGUGGCCAAGUCGUUGGCCAUCAUUGUGAGCAUCUUUGGGCUCUGCUGGGCCCCAUACACCCUGCUGAUGAUCAUCCGAGCGGCCUGCCAUGGCCACUGUGUCCCUGACUACUGGUACGAGACAUCCUUCUGGCUUCUGUGGGCUAACUCGGCUGUCAACCCUGUCCUCUACCCGCUGUGCCACUACAGCUUCCGCCGAGCCUUCACCAAGCUGCUCUGCCCACAGAAGCUCAAGGUCCAGCCCCACGGCUCUCUGGAGCAGUGCUGGAAGUGAGCACGGCCGCCCCACGGCCCCCAGGUGUGAGCUGCACGUUGCCUGUGGCCCACCCUGGAUGCCACGGCAGCUGCUCUUUGACCAUUCGGCCUGCAUCUCGGGCAGCCUGGUGGGCUGACUGGGGCCCUCGCUAGCUGAACUGCAGUGUGGGUGGUGGGCUGUGCCUCUCAGACCCGGCUUCUAUCCCAGAGGGACAACCCACGAGUCCCAGGCAUGUUGUCCACCCCCACGGACAGUGCAGUGCCCAGUGGUGUCCAUCUUUUGCACACUUAGUGGUUGGUGUUCUCACAGUUGUUGUGUGCUCCAGGCUCCCGACCCGGCAGUGUGCUUCUGCACGUGCGCACACCCGUGCACCUCCAUGGCUCCAACGAGCCCGGACGCUGCUGUCGCUGCUGCCUGUAACUUGCUUAAGCCCAGGGCCCAGCUUUAUCCCUCUUCCCUCCGACUCACUGCCCCACCAAGUGCCAAGUGCCCAGGAAUCUUGGGGCCGUUUCCCACUCUUCCAUUCUGAGUGUUCUCAGGAAGACAAAGAAGAAGAAAACACGUCUGUGAGUCUGAUGUUCCUUGGGUGUUUAAUCAAGAGAGACAAAAUUGCUGAGGUGCUCAGGGCUGGAUUGGCAGGUGUGGGCUCCCACGCCCUCCUCCCUCUGUGCUGCGGCUUCUCGUUGAGCUGUGCCAGCUGCUUCUGCCCGCCCUGCCCCCUGGCUUGGGACAGUGGGGUGGUCCUACUGGCCGUUCCUGAGCGUGGCCAGAGCCAUACGAUGCCUGCUCAGAUGGCCCAGCCUGUCCCACCAGCCCCAUCGCUUGGGCGCUAUUGGGUAGGAAGGGACCUGGCCGUGUCUCAGGCUGCUGAGCCUUGCACAGGGGCUGUCAGCGGGAGAUCAGGUGAGGGAAUGCCCCGGAACACUUUGCCAUGUCCUGUACACCCACCGCAGGUGCUCCGCAUGCUCCGCUGCUGCCCUUGCCAACGUGAAGUCACAAUAAAGUGUAUUUUUUUUUUU